AUGAGGAAAGAAGAAGUUUUAACUGAAGUAGAAGCUGUGCUAACCAUGUACGGCGAUGAUUGUGUGAUUCUUGAUUCUUUCCCUCCUCAACUUCACCUCCACAUCAAGCCCAGAACUGUCGAUUUUGUGAAAGCAGUGAUUGGGAUACGAGCAGGUCCUCAGUAUCCAAGUGAACCGCUGCAGAUUGAUCUCAUAGAAUCCAAGGGUCUUGAUGGAGAAAAGAAAAAGCAAUUGAUAACUAUAGAGGAGUUGGUAUCACAAUCUCUGUUAUUUUUAGGAUAUGAGCAUACUUUUGAAUUGUCUGCUAGUGCUAUGAUAGAUUGUUAUUUGCAUCCAUUCUGCUUCAUAUGUUUCAAUGGGCAUGAUAUGCUGGCACCUUUCAGUGCUGCUGGUCUUUGGUGCACAGCCUUAGUGUUGAGGUUACUUUCACUGCAGAGCUUAGCCUAUAACUAUGAAGUUGACUUCAUCUGA
This is a messenger RNA of Dovyalis caffra, 471 nucleotides long. The record is from the annotation of a GenBank genome assembly. Lineage: Eukaryota; Viridiplantae; Streptophyta; Magnoliopsida; Malpighiales; Salicaceae.